Symbiodinium sp. CCMP2592 is the source of this 2007-nucleotide messenger RNA. NCBI's taxonomy places the organism in Eukaryota, Dinophyceae, Suessiales, Symbiodiniaceae. The record is from the annotation of a GenBank genome assembly.
AUGCUGCGCUUCACCUUGCCGGCACUUGCGGCCUUUGCAGCAGCACUCUGUGUGACAGUGGCGCUCAGAUCGGAGCACCAUCCGGUGUUGUGGCACGAGCACCCAACGAGCUCGGCCGAGAAGAUUCAGGAGCUGCUGACGACCAGCUUGGUGGCGGCCACAGCCGAAGUGGAGAGCAGCAGGGAAGAGCCCGGCGAUGCCGAGGCACAGGAGCGGACGCUUAGAGAGCGGAUUGCCCGCAUCAGGGAGGGCUGGCAGGGCACCAGCGCAAGCGUUUGCCAUCAGCAGCUGGGGCGGUUGAUGAACAAUCUCACCCUUGCUUGUGAGAGCUUGCCGGGGAAAGCCGACUGGCUUCUCGACUACCUUCCGGACUCCUACAUUCUCCCUAACAAGACCUGUGCGGACAGCGUCAGCGACAUCUUCGCAUUGGGGAGCGAUCUCGUGGAGACGCUUCGCGUUUCCAGAGAUGCUGUGGCCUCUCUCGAUGUGGACAGCAAAACCCUCCUUCGAUACCAAGCGCUCUCCUUUCUGAGGAGCUGGCUGGUGAACUUGACCGAGACUCGUCAUCGUGCGCUACUUUGGGCAGGUUUCUGGGACGGGGACCCCGAGAACCGCACGACCAUGACGACGCUCUCCAACUUUGCCAAGGCCAUAGAGCACGCAACCGUCCAUCCGGACAGCUUCUUGGGCCAAGCCAUCGAUGCGAGCCAGGUCCUGGACGCCUGCUACAAGGACCCCCAGACCAGCGCGCUUGCAGCAAACAUGUGGUCAAUCGGAAGCAUGAGCUUCGUGCUCGGGAUGCACGAAAGUGCACAGGGAACGGUCAUCGCACUGGUCAACAAACAGAUCACGGGCGAGCGUAACUUGUCAGAGUCCGUGCUGUCCACGCAUGAGAUCCCAACAGUGGGGCUAGCAGCCUGGGGCCUCGGUUUCUGGUCUCCGAAUGUGAUCGUCGUGGACCUCAUGGGCACCUGUGAUCAGACGAGCCCCGCGCUGCAGAAGCGGCUCCUCGCCCGCCUGCCAUCUUGGGCCAAGUCCAUGACGAACUGGAGCCCAGAAGCCUUCGCGACGAGGUCGCGGCUCCGGUGGCAGUGCAUCGACUGCGCUGGGCACUGCAGCCUGGAUGUGGCCUUGGCAGAGCAUGUGGAGAAACUCGUGGAGGCCAAAGCGGAGCAGGACCGGAAGGACGGGGAGCUCCUUGAGGCCGUGGACACUCACUGUCAGCCAGCGGCCCCCGUUGAGACCGGUCUCCCUACAGAGACUGGGUUGCUGUUGCUUGAACGUCUGAAGCGUUCGCUGUGGAAGCAUGGAGACGUGGGCAAGUUUCUGGAGGUGCAGGGAGUGAAAGAAAUUUUGCUGCGGGACCUGCACGACCGACGCUCGAAGGCGCUUGUAAAUCAGAAGCUCGACAGCCCGGAGAGGCAACUGCAGGUGGAGCAACUCCUCCGCCAGAACGCCGAUCCGAACGCUCCGGACCGGCUCGGCAACACAGCCCUCUUGUGCGCCGCAGCGCAAGGACAUCCGGAGCUGAUUCAGCCCUUGCUGGAUGCCGGAGCCCAGCUGGAGGUCUGCAACCGGAUCGGCGCCACAGCCCUCCUAAGUGCCGCGGAAGAGGGCCACCUAGAAGUGGUCGAGGCAUUGGUGAAGGCCGGGGCCCAGCUGGAGGUCCGCAAUGAUCGAGGCGGCACUGCCCUGCUGAUCGCUGCGGCCGCUGGCCACGUCAAAGUUGUCGAAGCUUUGCUAGAGGCCGGAGCCCAGCUGGAGGCCCGCAAUGCGAUUGGCGAAACAGCCCUCAUACAUUCUGCGAAAGUGGGCCAGUUGAAAAUCGUCGAGGCCUUGGUGAAGGCCGGGGCCCAGCUGGACGCCCGGAAUGAGCAUGGUGCAAAAGCCUUGACUUUCGCAAUGGCCAACGGCCACUUCGAUGUGGUCAAGGCGUUGGCCAAGGCCGGUGACGCUCAUGCUCCAGACAAUGCGGACCGGUCGGGACAACCUGAUGGAGCAUCGUGA